AUGGCGAUCGAGUACGCACUCCGGAGCCAGACCGUCUGGGUUACCGUCCUGGCCUUGCCCGUCGCCGGUGGCAUAAGCCUGUGCAAGUUCCUAACCUCGCUGAGGAGCAUUUCACUCAUCUGUAAAUGGGGGCCUGUAUUUACCUAUUGCAAUAGUGUCCCCUCUGUCACGUUGGCUGACUGUGACCAGCUCUUUUCUGGGUCAGGAUGCAUAAACCCGUCACCUGUGUGUUGGCCAGAGGAAGGAAGGUGCAGGACCAGCGGAAGGUGGGCUCCUCUACACACAGGACCUCUCCCUCCCGGUUCCACCCACCCCCCGUGGCAGAGCUGCUCCCAGCAGGACCCCAGCUUUCUCCUGCUGCCUCAUCACAAAACACACUCAGCUUCACACAGUAGCGCAGAUUGGAGUAACGUGUGCCAUAUUGGGACUCUUGUAACAGCUAGAAGUCCUGCGAAGAAACCGCUCACUGUUUCCUCACCUGGCUCCAACCCCAGGAGAUCAGCUCUGGUUUGUGUCAGUGGCAGGAAGUGGACAAGGUACAGUCUAGAUGUCUCUCUAGCAGCUCCGCGAGGUGGCCAUUCCUGCUCAAGAGGGAACUUAAGCCCAAAGAAGUUCAAUGAUUCAUGCAAGAAGAAGUUAACUGGGCAACAGUCACAGCAGAUACCCUCCCAGCAGUUUUGCUGUCUCGGGCACAUAUCGACACACGCCGGUAAUGGGAGCAUAUUAGAGCAGCAGUACUCUGAGGAAUCCGUCCGGCUUUUAAAUGUGGUUCCAUUAUGGCAUUACGCGGCGCCUCCGAGUCCCAUGGCCACGUACAGAGGAUAGGAGACGUGACCCAAGGAACUCGGGCAAAAUGACAAAGGAGACCAGUCAGGCUCUGUGGCAGCAGAUAACAUUUUCUUCUUCCAACAAACCACAGAGCCUUUUAAAAAACAAAUAGAAUAAUGAUGUGGGCGAGAAGUACCCCUCCCUGGGAUCAGCAGAUGGAGAGGAAGAAAGUAGAAAGCAGGUGAAUUGCCAAAAAAAAAGGCAGGAAAGUGAAAAACAUUAAAAUUUCAGAGUUAAUUAUAUACCACUGCUCAAGAAAUGAGAGAUAAGAAGCCAGAAAAAUACUAAUUUAGUGAAGGUUGAACAAACAAUUCUUCUCCCAGAGGCAAAGAAAGGAAGGAGCAAGCAUUUCUAAACUCUGGCGAUUACACAGAUGGCAGAAAGAAUAAAGACGAAAUUUCAUUGACGACGCAAGCCCACAUAAUAAGGGAGAGUAUUAGGAAGACAACGGCAGUCUGAAGUGUUUACAGUGUUGAGUGCAGCAACAGCUCAGCAAGCACGUAGAACGCAUUAUCUGAGUUGUGAAAAAUUACCCUCAGAAAUCAUGGAAAUUAAUCCAGAAGUUAAACAUUUAUUAAAAACAAGAUUAGAGAUUACAGGAGAAAGGUCGAGUCUGAAGGGUCAACGAGAGCUGCCAUUAGCUGGUUUCUGCACCGCCCGCCAAGUGGGUUGUGUUUGAUUGGGAGCGCAAGGUCCAGAUGGAAGUGGAGCUUCUGGGGGCCCCAUCCUCUCGGGGGGCCACCAGUCUGUGCACGGGGAAAUCGCCAUUGGUGUCAGCCGUUCUUGCAAAAAGCGGAUGAUGCAACGAGAACUCCUGACCCCUGAUCCCUCCGGGACGUUCGUAACCUGGGGAGGGAAGUCAGCCUCUGGGUGGCUUGAGUACUGGACAACAUUCAAAAUUGAACCCAGCCCCUUCCAGCACUAGGCUGCCAAGGUAUUGACUCCAAUGCCCAGGUGAAUGAAGCACUUUGCUGUGGGUGGCAGAGUUUUGCCUCCCAUCCUUUUUUGUCAAAAGCGUCAAGCAAACAGGAAAGAUCAUUUGAAUAGACAAGGGAGAGUCCGUCUGACGUGUUUCUUAGCACAGCACUGGAAACGAGGGAUGUUGCAGGAAUGUGCACAGAGCCAUUCUGUGGGUGCAGGUGAAGAAGAGGUUUUCUUGAUGACUAAUGAGUUUGUACCAUACACCCCUCUGCGUGUGAGUUCUUUCCACGCCAAGAGUGAGAUUCACCUAGUGUCAGGUCCUCUUGAAACUGCAAAAAUGUGAAUGGCCCAGAAUCCUCAGGUAGUCAAGAGAGAAACAAAAAGGAAAUUUUCCUGUCCUUCUACUUUGGUCUAAUUUAUUUUCUUGUGGGUAUGCGUUACCGGCUCCUUCCCCCUAGAACUCCAUGAAUUUGGACAUAUAUAAAAAUUUUACAUGACCCAAAUUUUCAUCAGGAAAAGAAAUAAGAUUCAAAAGAAAAAAAAAAAUCCAUCCCCU
Molecule: messenger RNA, 2305 nt
Organism: Herpailurus yagouaroundi (jaguarundi)
Lineage: Eukaryota; Metazoa; Chordata; Mammalia; Carnivora; Felidae
Exons: 4
Coding region: 1-825 (274 amino acids)
Source: RefSeq, a predicted model, not a curated record